CCGAGCCGGAGCCUCUACUCGCCUCGCGUGACCGCGGCAGGUUGGUCCGCGAGCCGAGCAGCGCAGGCUAUUUAGGCGCGGGCGAGAGGAGGGGGGGCGCGCGGGCUGGAGGACUUCCUCGGCCAAGACAAUUAUGCAUGCGUUAGGGCACCUCUGACAGAAUGGCUGUGGAAGCUCUGCACUGUGGCCUGAGCCCCCAAGGCAUUGAGCAUCCUGCCCACGCUGAAGGUAUUAAACUGCAGAUCGAAGGUGAAGGUGUAGAAUCUCAACCCAUUAAGCACAGAAAUUUCCAGAAGGUGCCUGACCAGCGAGGAACCCCCCGGCGACUGCAGGGCGAAGCAGAGACGUCCAAGUCAGCCACGGUGAAGCUGUCAAAACCAGUGGCCCUGUGGACGCAGCAGGAUGUCUGCAAGUGGCUGAAGAAACACUGCCCACAUCAGUAUCAGAUCUACAGCGAGUCGUUCAGACAGCACGACAUAACUGGGCGAGCCCUGCUGAGACUCACGGACAAAAAGCUGGAGCGUGUGGGGAUCGCCCAGGAGAACCUGCGGCAACACGUCUUGCAACAGGUGCUCCAGCUGAAGGUGCGAGAGGAAGUCAGAAACCUGCAGUUACUCACACAAGCCUCAGCCGAGGGUUCUCCAUAAACAUGGUUAGCCUUCCAAGCUGCUGUCCUGCCAGUUGGUGUGAACAUGGCCUGUUCCCACAGAAAGACUAACUCGUGACACUGCCAGAAGAGGCCUUUGGAGCAUUAACAGAUUAACUGGAUUAACUGGAAAAACACCCAUUCAGUCAAGAUGAGGAGCUUUGGAAAGAAAUCUUAGUUUGCUGUGGAUUUUUAAAUGAGGUGCAUAUCAUUCAACGCCAACUCGUUCCAAGUGGCCAUUGGCAGACCGUAAGCUGGAAAAUUGUUUCCAGUUCUCAUCACUGUGCAUAACUCGAGUUCCCUUUGGGGCCUGUCCUUGCCCUGUGCUAGAAGUCCUGUUGUAGCAUGGCAACCACUGGAUUCUUUUAUUUGUGUGCAGAUGGCAUGAUGUUCUAGAAAAAAAAAAUUUGCAGCCCUUCUGCAAUCUCCGUGGAAGUGUUCACAAUAUUCUGCCCUGGUAGGGAUGUAACUGUGUCUCUGUUAUGUCAGUUAUGGUAUUCUGUCCAACUCUGAAGCACUUUAUAUGAGAAAAAUAUACUGGCAUAAAUCAUCACAUACGGUACAUGUAGGAAAACAAGAAUUUUCUUUUAUAAAUUUUGUCUUCUUUCUGGCUCAGACUGUCCAAGACAAGCUCCUCUACUAGCAUAUUCCCAGUCAUAUGUGGUAGAUUGGUGUGUAAAUAUGGCCAUGAUACUGUUAGACCUCACUUCUUGACACUUUACUGAAUAACUGGAUGACUUUUAACACCAAAGGGAUGGAGGAGCGGGCCUGGCAACUGGAAUAUUUGAGCUCUUGGGUCUUUUUACCAAGGCACAAUGUACAAAUACCCAAAUUCAGGAGGCUGCUCUUUGGCCAGUGUGCAUUCUCUCGGUCUUUAGAAGAACUCUUCUAAAAACAAAAGGACACGGAUUUCCUUUCUGUCAUCGAUCAUGGUGGGCUGAUGCUAAGGACAGCAGAAUAUAAUUUUCCUAUGUGGUCUCACUCUAAUGCUUUGGGAGAUAAUCUGGGUCAAGUUUAAAUCACAAUUCUCUACUUUAAAUCAAGGGACCCCACUUGUGCCUAGAGAAAAAAAAGGGUUCAGCCCUGUACUAGGUGGCUUCCUCAACACAGAACCUCCUGCUUCUUCUUAUCCUUUCUGGAAUUGCACCCAUGACUAAUUUUUUAAACUCUGUCUUACAACGAAGCAGUCCUGGGAAACUUGUCCCCUUGGUGAUGGCUUGUCUUUGAUGCCUGGCCCUACAACACACCUUAGUGUUUUUUCGCUGGAAAUCUGAAGUAGGCUGAAUCCAAAACUCAGCAAAGUCCAUUCUGUAUGCUGCUACCCCAGCUUGGGCCCAAGGGCAUCAGAAGCUCCUCUUUCAAAUGAGUAGAAUAACUUCCAGAAUCUUCCAUAGCCUCCAGUGCUCAUCCACAGAGAGAGAGCUGGAUAUGGCUGCAGAGCCAGGAAAGGGGCUUCCAGAGGGGACUCAGCGAAUCUCAGACACCACCCACAUCUAGCCUUUUAAUCCAUCAGCACCAGGGCCAUCACAUAUACAACAGACCACAAUUCUCCACCCAUCCAGAAGUCAGAGCCAGCCCUUGCUGCCAGUGACCCUGGACAUCUCCCUCCUCCACUGUGAGGCCCCCACACCUGGGCUUCCCUACCCUCCCGUCCAUCGUCAAUCUGGCAAGCACUUGCUAAAUGUCCAUGAGCCAGAACAGCUAUAGCAUACCAAACAGACUCCCCCAUCUUACCGAACCGAACUUCCUCCUCACACACUGUCGCUACCCACCUUUCCUACAGGGAGAACUGAAUCCAGGCAGCUUCACUCUGUGCCAGAGGAGUCCAGGAACAUGCACACAGCAGCAGGCAGAGGUCCUUGCCUGAGGGACUGGGCAGCACCAGAGCGUAUAUCUGUACCUGUCCUGUACAGACACCCUGUCCAGACUGGAGCUGGUCAGAGCAUCCCAAAACAGCCUCCAACUGCUCUCUGAUUCUCACCCCAGUCGCAGAUAUUCCCACCCUUUUUGUGGAUGCAACCACUAGUCACUAAAAUGCAUCUCUAAAGCUCUAGAACGAGUUCUGACAGUUGGUUUUAAUGAACCCUAAGGGACUCCCUACUGCCAGGUGCUGAGAAACUGUAGCUGGGAAUGAACUGGUCUACCAGAGGCAUUGCGAGAGGACUGCUAACACCCUAGGAAAACUGGACUCGCUCUACAGGGCCGGGGUUCUCUAAGUGAGGGUGGUGCGUUGUUACUUCCUUUGGCUUUUGCAGAAUAUUCUGAACGAUUGAAUAAGUAGAGAUUCAUAGCCGACUUUUUUUUUUUUUUCGAGUUGAAGGAGUGACAGAAUAUUGUCAGAGAAGGAGAGUUGAAGACAAACAUGGGAGAAGGCACAGCGCAGACCACUGAGGAGCCCAGUGGAGGGCAGUGUCUCUAAAGUUGCCUUAACGCCCGGCACACACAACGUAUUUACAUGUGAACUCCUACUGUUUUCCAAACUGCCAACCUCUGUUGGAAAUCACCUGAGGGCAUAGUUCUGGACACAGGGUGGCAUAAAAUCAAUGAUCACGAGCUAAGCAGCAAGCCAGGGCAAUGACUUCAUUGUGUCUUUGGCUUCUUUGUUCAAAGAGAUCCUCUCUGACUUCUCAUGGCUGCUUCUGCUGUGCUGUACCUUAUUCCCAAGAUGUACAAGUGUGAGAUUUUACCUCCCAGAAAUUCAGAAAUGGCUGUGCUAAGUCUUGUCGGGUAGGAAAUGAGGGCUGGGAAGAUAGGGAUAAAUAUUUUGAUGUCUAAAGGCUGUAAACUGUUGAUGCUUAACUUUUCUUUUUACUUAAAUCUGUGCUAGGCCUUUUAUUAAAGACUGAUCCUCGUACUUGUGCAAGAAAGACACUCUUGGGAAUGAACUGAAAUGAAUAAUUAUCAGACUCUCCAGGGUGCCAAGGGGAUUAGCUUGCUCGGGCUCCAGAACUGAAUUUAAAUCCACAGAGCAUUGUUGGUUCUGCUAGGUAAAAAGCAAAUCGCUUCAGUAGUUUUAGAUUUGCCUAGGGGGAUAGAGACCCCACCAACCUUCCUACCCUGGGCACCUUCACAUUGCUGUGCAAGCUCUGAAUGGGGUGUCCCCACAGAUUUGACAUCUACCUCCAGAUCAGGGUAAACCACCUGGCUUUCUCCUCAGAGUCCCUUCACAGUUGCCCAACAGGAGCUCACAGCCCUUACUUCCAAGGAAAAUGUGCCAUUUUUAACAUUCCAGGGAAAAGGAAGAUCCACCUUCCCC
Fukomys damarensis (Damara mole-rat) is the source of this 3902-nucleotide messenger RNA. RefSeq names its product sterile alpha motif domain containing 12 (gene Samd12). Gene Ontology annotation, molecular function: protein binding. Gene Ontology annotation, biological process: cell surface receptor protein tyrosine kinase signaling pathway. NCBI's taxonomy places the organism in Eukaryota, Metazoa, Chordata, Mammalia, Rodentia, Bathyergidae. Gene Ontology annotation, cellular component: cytoplasmic side of plasma membrane. The coding region runs from base 162 to 647 and encodes 161 amino acids. The transcript is spliced from 5 exons. The record is from RefSeq and is a predicted model, not a curated record.